Messenger RNA from Patiria miniata (bat star), 8358 nucleotides. It is a transcript of the gene sptan1, whose product is annotated as spectrin alpha chain, non-erythrocytic 1-like. Bases 187 to 7506 code for a protein of 2439 amino acids. The transcript is spliced from 53 exons. Gene Ontology annotation, biological process: actin cytoskeleton organization. Gene Ontology annotation, cellular component: cell junction; plasma membrane; cortical actin cytoskeleton. The record is from RefSeq and is a predicted model, not a curated record. Lineage: Eukaryota; Metazoa; Echinodermata; Asteroidea; Valvatida; Asterinidae. Gene Ontology annotation, molecular function: actin filament binding; calcium ion binding.
AUCACAAACGGAGGAGCGCUGUUCGUUUACAUGCACAAACCAACGGCGCGGUGAGCUGUACAGAAAAAAUUCUGGAUUUUUGUCGGUAAAUUGUAGUGGGCGGAGGAAACAGAAGUUCGAGCGGGGUUCGAAAUAUUUUUCGAAAAGAUAAAUCACAACUGAGGAAACCACACCACAGCCGGCGCCAUGACGGAACGGGGCGAGAUUAAAGUUCUGGAGACCGCCGACGACAUCCAGGAUCGUCGGCAGCAGGUCCUGGACCACUAUGAGGAGUUCAAGCGCCUGGCCCGGGAGAGACGAGAGAAGCUUGAAGCGGCCCGACGCUUCCAGUUCUUCAAGAGAGAUGCCGAUGAGCUGGAGACCUGGAUCCUGGAGAAACUGCAGACUGCCUCGGACGAGAGCUUCAGGGAUCCUGUCAACCUGCAGGGUAAGCUGCAGAAACACCAGGCGUUUGAGGCCGAGGUGAUUGCCCACAGCAAUGCCAUCGAGCAGCUGGACGACUCUGGCAAUGCCAUGAUCACAGAACAACACUUUGCCUCCGAUGUCAUCGAGGCCCGUCUGAUUGAGCUGCAUCGCCUGUGGGACCUGCUGCUUAGCAAGUUGCGUGAGAAGGGUAUCAAGCUCCUGCAGGCCCAGAAGCUGGUCCACUUCCUGCGGGAAUGGGAGGAGGUCAUGUUCUGGAUCAGAGACAAGGAGACCUUUGCCUCCUCCAUGGAGACAGGCCUGGACCUGGAGCACGUGGAGGUCCUCCAGAAGAAGUUCGAUGAGUUCCAGAAGGACCUCAUCGCCCACGAGGACCGGGUGGCGGACGUGAACAGCGAGGCCAACACGCUGCUGUCAGAGGAGCACCCGGAGAGCGAGACGAUCCGCAGCAAGCAGGAGGAGAUGAACGAGGCCUGGGAACAUCUCAAGAGGCUGGCAACCAUCCGGCAGGAGAAGCUGUUCGGGGCCAUGGAGAUCCAGCGCUUCAACAGGGAUGCUGACGAGACCAUCAGCUGGAUCAAUGAGAAGGACUCCAUCUUGUCUUCGGAUGACUACGGUCGUGACUUGGCCAGCGUGCAAGCCCUGCAGCGUAAGCAUGACGGCAUCGAGCGUGAUCUGAAUGCCCUGGAAGACAAGGUGACCUGCUUGGUGCAAGAAGCAGAUCGCCUGGAGCAGAUUCACACUGACCAUGCUCCAGAGAUCCAAUCCAAACGCGACGAGAUUGCCAACAACUGGGAGAACCUGCGCUCCAAGGCCGACGAACGCCGCAUCCGCCUGGAGGAGUCCAACAAGCUACAGCGCUUCGUGGCCGACUACCGCGACUUGAUCACCUGGGUGCACGACAUGAAGGCCCUCAUCAACUCGGAUGAGCUGGCCAAGGAUGUGCCCGGAGCUGAGGCACUCAUGGAACGCCACCAGGAACACAAGGGAGAGAUUGAUGCUCACGAUGACAACUUCCGAGCAUGUGCCGAUGAGGGCCAAGAACUCGUAGACACUGACCACCCUGCUAAAGAGGAAGUCAAAGAAAAGCUUGUCAACCUUGCUGAGGAGAAGAAGAGUCUGGAGCUGCUGUGGGAAGAGCGCCGUGUCCAGUAUGAACAGUGCAUGGAUCUGCAGCUGUUCUACAGAGACACUGAACAGGCCAACACAUGGAUGGCUAAGCAGGAGGCCUUCUUGAGCAACGAGGAUCUUGGGGACUCCAUUGAUUCUGUCGAGGCUCUGAUCAAGAAGCACAACGACUUUGAGAAGUCUCUCAACGCACAGGAGGAAAAGAUCAAGGCCUUGGAUGACUUCGCCACCAAACUGAUUGAGAGUGACCACUAUGCAUCAGAUGACGUGGAAAGACGACGUGAUGAGCUGAUCAAGCGUCGGGAGGAGCUGAUAGAGAAGGCCAACAUCCGGCGUCGCCUGCUGGAGGACUCCUACCGCUACCAGCAGUUUGACCGGGACGCUGACGAGGUGGAGGGCUGGAUCCGAGAGAAGCUCAAGCAGACCUCGGAUGAAUCCUACAAGGACCCCACCAACCUGACCGGCAAGCAGCAGCGCCACCAGGCAUUUGAAUCGGAGCUGAGCAUCAACCAGGGUCGCAUCAACUCCGUCCGGGACCAAGGGGAAGAGAUGAUCGCUGAGGAGCACUACAACUCACCGGAGAUUGAGCGACGUCUCUCCGAGCUCAACCAGUUGUGGGGCAGCCUGAUUACUCAGACUGAGACAAAGACUGUUCGUCUGCAAGAAGCCACACAGGCCCUGCAGUACAGCAUGAAUGUGGCGGAGAUCCAGUCCUACGUGACUGAAAUAGAUGGCCUUCUGCAGACAGACGAUCAUGGAAAGGACAUCGGCACCGUGCAAUCCAUGCAGAAGAAGGUGACCGAGAUGGAGAACCAGCUGGGUCAGCUGGAGGAGCGCGUCGUGGCCUCCACCACCCAGAGCCAGCAGUUUGCCAUGGCCGGUCACUUUGACAAGGACAUCAUCGUUGAGAAGGAGGUCAUCCUGAAAGAGCGCUACCAGUCUCUGCAGGCUCCAUUGCAGGCACGCAAAAAGAAGCUGGAGGACUCGUACCGCUUCCACCAGUUCCUACGUGAUGUGGACGAUGAGGAGGCCUGGAUCCGGGAGAAGGAGCCCAUCGUGGCCUCCACCAACAGAGGCCGGGACCUGAUUGGCGUGCAGAACCUGAUCAAGAAGAACCAGGCCCUGAUGACUGAGAUCUCGGGCCAUGAGCCCAGGAUCACCUCGGUGGCCAAGAUCGGUCGGGAGAUGGUCGACGAAGAGCAUUUUGCCUCGGAGGAGAUAGCAUCCAAGGUGAACGCCCUGGAGGAGAAGUGGCAGAACCUGAAGGACAAGGCAGCCAAGCGCAAGGACGACCUAGACGACUCGCUGGAGGCCCAGCAGUACUUCGCUGAUGCCAACGAGGCCGAGUCCUGGAUGAAGGAGAAGGAGCCCAUCGUCUGCAGCGAGGAUUAUGGGAAGGACGAGGACUCCGCUGAGUCUCUGCUGAAGAAGCAUGAGGCCCUGCAGUCUGACCUGAAGGCCUACCACUGGACCAUUGAGAACCUGGCCAAACAGGCUGAGGAAUGCAGAUAUGAUCCUCCGCCUUCGGUGGCGCGCUUUCUAAUCGGAAACCAACAAGAGGUCCCCGUCACUGACGAGGCAGGCAAAGAAUGCGUCGUGGCCCUCUACGAUUACACCGAGAAGAGCCCCCGUGAGGUGUCCAUGAAGAAAGGAGACAUCCUGGUCCUGCUCAACAGCAGCAACAAGGACUGGUGGAAGGUGGAGGUGAACGACCGCCAGGGCUUUGUCCCCGCUGCCUACGUCAAGAAGAUCGACGCCGCCCAGAGCGCCUCCCAGGCCAACCUAGCUGAGGAGGACGGGAGCAUCAAGGCUAGACAGACUCAGAUUGAAAAACAAUAUGAAGACAUACUGCAGAACGCUGACGUGCGCAAGGACAAGCUGGAGGAAUCCUGCAAGCGCUACAUGCUGCUGCGUGAGGCUAACGACCUCAUGCAAUGGAUCAAGGACAAGGAAACACUUGUGACUAUGCAAGAGGUUGGUGAGGAUUUGGAACAGGUCCAGAUACUGCAGAAGAAGUUCGACAACUUCAAUAAGGAUCUUUUAGCCAAUGAGAGUCGUCUGGAUGAAAUCAACGACCAAUCCAAAGAGCUGCCUGUUGAUCAGAGCCCGGAGGAUGACGUGGUUCGCCGCCGUGUCUAUGAGCUGAACGAGCGCUGGAAGGCUCUGCAGAGGCUGACUGAAGAGCGGAGUGCGAGUCUGGGCACAGCCCAUGAGGUCCAGCGAUUCUUCAGAGAUGCUGAUGAGACCAAGGACUGGAUCAAUGACAAGAACAAGUCUCUCAACACCGAGAACCUCGGCCACGACCUGCACAGUGUACAGGCCCUGCAACGCAAACACCAAGGGCUUGAGAGAGAUCUGAAUGCACUGGGAAGCCAGGUCAACAAGCUUGAUGAGACCGCAACCAGACUGAUCCAGACUCACCCCGACCAGGCCGAGCCGAUCACUGAGAAAUGCCAGGAGAUCGAUGCUGCCUGGAACAACCUGCAGCAGAGGGCCAAUGACCGCAAGAACAAGCUGACAGACUCUUACGACCUGCAGCGAUUCCUGAGUGACUACCGGGACCUGAUGUCCUGGAUCAACAGCAUGAAGACGCUGGUCUGCAGCGACGAGCUGGCCAAGGAUGUCACCAGCGCUGAGGCACUGCUGGAACGCCACCAGGAGCUGCACUCUGAGAUGGAGGCCCGCGCCGGCUCCUUCCAGAACUUUGAAGCCUUCGGCAAGCAGCUCCUGCAGAACAAGCACUACGCCAGCCCCGAGAUCCAGGAGAAACUGGACGCACUCCAACAAGAGAGGGAGACUCUAGACAAAGAUUGGAACGACCGUCGUCUCAAGCUUGAUCAGUGUCUGGAAUUACAGCUCUUCCUGCGAGACUGCGAGCAGGCCGAGGCCUGGAUGGCCUCCCGCGAGGCCUUCCUGGCCAGCGAGGACAUCACCGGCUCCCUGGACGGCGUGGAGGCGCUGAUCAAGAAACACGAGGACUUUGACAAGGCCAUCAGCGCCCAGGAGCAGAAGAUCAACACCUUGCAGUCCUUCGCGGAUCAGCUGAUCAACGCUGACCACUACGAUUCCCCCUUCAUUGCUGACAAGAGGGACCAAGUCAUUGAGAGAUGGAACUCCCUGAAGGCAGCCCUGAUUGAGAAGCGCUCCAAGCUGGGCGAGUCCCACACCCUGCAGCAGUUCAGCCGGGACGCUGACGAGGUGGAGGCCUGGAUGACGGAGAAGUACCAGGUGGCCACCGACAAGUCCUACAUGGACCCCACCAACAUCCAGAGCAAGCACCAGAAGCACCAGGCUUUCGAGGCGGAGGUGGCGGCCAACGCUGAGCGCAUCCAGGCCGUCAUGGCUGUCGGACAGAGACUGAUUGACAACCGCCAGUGCGUGGGAAGCGAGGAUGCCGUCCAGAAUCGCAUCGUCACCAUCGGCAACCAGUGGGAGCUGCUGGUCACCAAGUCCACUGAGAAGAGCGAGAAACUGAAGGAGGCCAACAAGCAGCAGACGUUCCACAUCAGCAUCAAGGACAUUGACUUCUGGCUCAGUGAGAUUGAAGCGGCGCUGUCGUCUGAUGACAUAGGUCGUGACCUGACCUCGGUGCAAUAUCUUCUGAAGAAGCACCAGCUGCUGGAGGAUGACAUUGCUGCCCAUGAGGAUCGUAUCAAGGACCUGAAUGCCCAAGCCGAUGCCUUCAUCGAAGCUGGUCACUUUGAUCCCCAGGUGAUCAAAGACAAGAAGGAGAACAUCAACAUCCGCUAUGAAAAAGUCACUGAGCUGAGCAUCUUGCGUCGUGAGAAGCUGAACGAGUCACACCGCGUGCAUCAGUUCUUCCGAGACAUCGAUGAUGAGGAGGCUUGGAUCAAGGAGAAGAAAUUGCUGACCAGUUCCGAUGACUACGGCCGUGAGCUGACCGGUGUGCAGAACCUGCGCAAGAAACACAAGCGUCUGGAAGCUGAGAUCAACGGCCAUGAGCCCGCCAUUCAGGCUGUUCACGAUGCCGGUGCUGUUUUGAUGGACAAACUCGAGGCUGUCCAAGAUUCCGGCGCCACUCUGAUGCAGGAGGUUGAGCUGAACAGGGACAAUGUGCAGCAGCGCCUGGACCAGCUGGCUUACAACUGGGAUGAGCUCAAGAACCUGGCACAGGACAGAGGCAAGAAGCUUGAGGAGUCGCUGGCCUACCAGGAGUUCCUGGCCAGCGUGGAGGAGGAAGAGGCCUGGGUGAAUGAGAAGCAAACCCUGCUGUCCAGUGAGGAUUAUGGAGACACACUGGCUGCUGUGCAGGGUCUGCAAAAGAAGCACAAGGCGUUUGACAUGGAUUACAAGGUGCAUCAGGAACGUGUGGAUGACAUCAACCGCCAGGGAGAGACGCUGAUUGAAGCGGAGAACCACAAUUCAGAGGCCGUCCGUCAGCGCAUCGACUCCCUGGAGAAGAAGUUUGAGGAGCUGGGCCUGGCCGCCCAGCGCCGCAAGGCCAAGCUGGACGAGAACUCGGCCUUCCUGCAGUUCAUCUGGAAGGCCGACGUGGUAGAGUCCUGGAUCGGUGAGAAGGAGAGCAUGGCUCGCUCUGAUGACUACGGACGGGAUCUGUCGUCUGUCCAGACGCUGCUCACCAAGCAGGAGACCUUUGACGCUGGCCUGCAGGCCUUUGAGAAGGAAGGCAUCACCACCAUCACCACACUGAAGGACACGCUGGUGGCGGCUAAUCACGUCCAGACACCUGCCAUACAGCAACGUCAUGCCAACCUCAUCGCUAGGUGGGAGAAGUUGUUGUCUGACUCGCAGAACCGUCGCCAGCGCCUGCUGAGGGCCCAGGAGCAGUACCGUGAGGUGGAGGACCUGUUCCUUCUCUUCGCCAAGAAGGCCUCGGCAUUCAACAGCUGGUUUGAGAACGCGGAGGAAGAUCUGACUGACCCUGUGCGCUGCAACUCAGUGGAAGAGAUCAAGGCUUUGAAGGAGGCCCAUGAUGCCUUCACUGCUUCUCUGAGCAGCGCCCAGAAUGACCUGAAGCAGCUGGCUGCCCUGGACAAACAGAUCAAGAGCUACAACGUCACAUCCAACCCGUACACCUGGUUCACCAUGGAGGCCCUGGAGGAGACCUGGCGCAACCUGCAGCGCAUCAUCCGGGAGCGGGAGGUGGAACUGAACAAGGAGAUGGAACGCCAGGAGGAGAACGACCGCUUCCGCAAGCAGUUUGCCCAGCUGGCCAACACCUUCCACGCCUGGCUGACGGACUCCAGGGUUACUAUGGUUGAGGAAUCUGGUAAUCUGGAGAACCAACUGGAGAGCCUGAAAGAAAAGAUCAUUGAGGUGCGAUCUCAGAAGAGCCAGUUGAAGAAGAUAGAAGACCUUGGAGCCAAGAUGGAAGAGAGACUCAUCCUGGAUAACCGUUACACUGAGCAUUCUACUGUUGGCCUGGCCCAGCAGUGGGAUCAACUGGACCAGCUGGGUAUGCGUAUGCAGCACAACUUGGAACAACAGAUACAGGCACGCAAUACUACCGGAGUCAGCGAGGAGUCGCUCAAGGAGUUCAGCAUGAUGUUCAAGCACUUCGACAAGGACAAGACAGGCUUCCUGGAGCACAAGGAGUUCAAGUCCUGCCUGCGAUCCCUGGGCUACGACCUGCCCAUGGUGGAAGAAGGGCAGGAGGAUCCGGAAUUCCAGGCCAUCCUAGACACCGUGGAUCCAAACAAAGAUGGAGUGGUGUCACUCCAGGAGUACAUGACCUUCAUGAUCAGCCGCGAGACAGAGAAUGUCCACUCCCGAGACGAGAUCGAGAAUGCCUUCCGCGCACUCAGUGCCGAAGGCAAACCCUACGUCACCAAACACGAGCUCUAUGCCAAUCUACCAACCAUAUUGGCAGAGUACUGCAUCCUACGCAUGGAGCCUUACCGCGACGCCAAGGGUCGAGAAAUACCCAACGCCCUGGACUACGUCAAGUUUAGCUUCGACAGUUUCCAGAACUAACACCAGGCCCUAUCUGCUUCACUCAUUCCACAAAGGGGAUUGUUGUUGGAGUAGAUCCACAGAUUUCCAGUUUUCAUUUUCAAUUGUCUAGGAUUGUAGUGUUUUAGAUUCGCCUUUCCCGUUCAAGACGAAUUCACGUCACUAUCUGUGAUGGCUGUUUUGCAUUUCAAAAAAAAAUGUGCUGUGCAUUGUGAAAGUAGAGGAUGCCAAGUUGAAUUUGUCUUACAAAUUGUUUGGUCUCAAGAUCUGCCUUUUUCAUCUUCCGCUAACUCUGAAUAGUGGGUAACAGAACAUGUACAAGUUAAGACUCCCUAAAAACGAACACUCCAACAGGCUGUUUCAUGUAUUAAUUAUUAUAACAGAAAUCACAUUGGUGUUUUUCUGAUCUUUUCGGGGUUUACAAUGUUAACAUUUAAUCAAAAAAUGUACUUUAGUUAUAGAAAUCAGUACUGUGAGUAAAGUAAGAUAUAAUACUUCAUAUUGCAUAGUAGCGAAAUUGCUCUAGUAUGAUCUACAUAAUGUUAUGUAACGGUACCAUAUUACAGUAAAACUAUUGAAUAACGUGCUAAUAUGUCAUCAGCUAAAGCAAAUGUCAUUUCAGUGUGUUUGUCAUGUAAUGGUCGUAUUGCAUGCUCAUUAAAUAACAACCUACAUUCCCUUCUCACUGCGUAAUAGUUACAAAUAAGUACUGUAAUCUUUAGAUAUUUCUAUUAGUAUGAGUAACAAAAAAUCUGUUUGAUCAUUGUCCAGAAUUACAGCAUGAUUGUAAACAUCUCUCUCUGUCAAACCAUUUGUCAUUAAAGUAAUAAAAAUGUGUGAAAAAUAAAAUAUACUCUUGCACAACAUCCAAGG